This is a messenger RNA of Cotesia congregata, 1554 nucleotides long. The record is from the annotation of a GenBank genome assembly. NCBI's taxonomy places the organism in Eukaryota, Metazoa, Arthropoda, Insecta, Hymenoptera, Braconidae.
AUGAAUUUUUCGGAGCAAAGUGGUAUUCAAGGAUUACCACAGUUUUCGGAAAUAACAUCACGAGCGAAUUUUAUAUCAAGUUCUAAUUUUACAACGACUUCGGCUCAGUUACUUGGUGUUCAGAGUUCUGUUUACACAACUACGACAUCGAGUGAUUCAGGAAAACAAAAUAUUUUGACAAACCAUGCCAAUAAAUAUCCAGGGUCAUUAUUAUGGUCAAACUCAAACGCUCUGAUGCAGUUGUGCGAAAAGCAAGCUCUCCAAACAAUAAACAUUCCGAAUUAUAGUCAAAAUAAUUCACUGCUUAGUGUUGGUGGUACGUUGUCGAACAGUUUACCGGUGAGAUUAUUACCAAAUAUGUAUUUGCCCACAACAUCGCAACCUGAUACCACAGUAAAUGUUAAACAAGAAGAUGUGAAUGGUGAUGCAAGCAACGCCAAUAUCAGUAAUAAUGACCAACCGCACAGUAUGCAACAGCUGCAAAAUGCAGCUAUGGCAGAGUAUUUUCAAAAAUUACAAGCUGGUAAACUACCACUGGCUACACUGCAGCAAUUAAUUAAAAUACAGUCCGAGCCUAUGAAAAAAGACAAAUCAAAUGAUAUUGAGGAAGAAAGAAGUGAACAACCGCAAAACAAUAUUCUCAAUAUCCCGUGUGUUCCAGGUUUUCGUAACAAUUUACAGAAUGGAAAUCCAUAUUUAAAUUUAGAUCAACUGGCGGGAAGUAUUAAUCCAACCGACUUGAAUAUUCAUAUUGAGACUGAUCCAAUGACCAGCAGUAGUAGUAGUAGUACUGCAACAGCGGUACAACCGCCUAUGAAAGUUGAACAGCAAAUUCAAACAGAUUCACCUAAAACUGAACGUAAAACUAAAUUUCGUGCUAAACUCGGUGAAAUUAAAAUUGCAACAUCUAUUGACGGUUCUCUUCUUUACUGUUGUCCUGAAUGUAAUAUGUUUUUUCAAGAAAAAUUGGAUAUUGAUCAACAUAUUCAAAUUCAUCUUCAGGAACGUAAAUAUCAAUGCAAAGAGUGUGGUGCAAUGCUAAAAAGAAAAGAACAUUUAGACCAGCACAUGCGAGGUCACUCGGACGAAAGACCAUUCAAGUGUCUGGUCUGUCAGAAAGCAUUUAAACGAAAUGAGCAUUUAACGAGGCACUUUGUGAUCCACUCAGGAGAUAAAAAUUUCACGUGUAACAUUUGCCAGAAAGCAUUUUCGCGCAAGGACCAUUUAAAUAAGCACACACAAACACAUUUGGGCAUCAGGCGCGGAAAGAGUAAAAAAGAUGCAGUGCCGAUUGAAGUGAAAGAAACCAUCGAUCCAGUCGGGGAUGCUUUAAAGCAUGAUUUGAGCUAUAUAUUGAAAGAUGGAACAUUUAUCAAACAAGAGCCGGCCUCUUUCUUGCAACAUAUACAAAAUUUACACAAAGAUCAGCAAUUGAGUCAAACUUUUUCCGCAUACAAAGAACAAGCUUUAAAGGAAAACGGCAUUCAUCAACAACCGGCUGUAAAUAUGAAUGAAAUUUUACCUCAAAAUACGAGGUAUUUAAUGCCGUCUUAG